GCCUCUCCCCAGGCUCCGCCCAGUUGUUUCCGGAAGCGGAAGAGUAUUUGCUUCUACGGUGUCAGGCUCUCGUUCUCUCCGGUGUCACGAUGGGAAAAGGCGGCGGUACAUUCGAGAGGCUUUUGGAUAAAGCCACCAGCCAGCUUCUCCUGGAGACGGACUGGGAGUCCAUUCUGCAGAUCUGUGACAUGAUCCGCCAGGGCGACACUCAGGCCAAGUACGCUGUCGGUGCCAUCAAGAAGAAAGUCAAUGACAAGAACCCGCAUGUCGCUCUGUUUGCUCUGGAGGUUUUGGAGUCUGUGAUGAAGAACUGUGGCUCCACCGUACAUGACGAGGUUGCCAAUAAACAGACGAUGGAGGAGCUAAAGGAGCUGCAGAAGCAUCAGGUGGAACCAAAUGUGCGGAACAAGAUUCUGUACCUGAUCCAGGCCUGGUCCCACGCGUUCCGGAACGAACCCAAGUAUAAAGUUGUGCAGGACACCUACCAGAUCAUGAAAGUGGAAGGACACAAUUUCCCUGAGUUCAAGGAGAGCGAUGCCAUGUUUGCAGCAGAGCGGGCCCCUGACUGGGUGGAUGCUGAGGAGUGUCACCGCUGCCGCGUUCAGUUUGGUGUGGUUACUCGCAAGCAUCACUGCCGAGCCUGUGGGCAAAUUUUCUGUGGAAAAUGCUCCUCUAAAUAUUCCACCAUCCCCAAGUUCGGGAUUGAGAAGGAAGUGCGUGUUUGUGAGCCCUGCUUUGAGCAGCUGAACAAGAAAGGCGAAGGUAAACCUGCAGCUACCGGUGAACUGCCUUCUGAGUACCUGACCAGUCCCCUGUCCCAGCAGCCCCAGGUGCCUCCUAAGAGAGAUGAAGCCGCGCUGCAAGAGGAAGAGGAGCUGCAGCUUGCUAUAGCCCUAUCACAGUCUGAGGCUGAAGAAAAGGAAAGGAUGAGGCAGAAAAACACCUAUGGCAUAUAUCCAAAAACUGAGCCCACCCCUGUCACCUCCUCCGCUCCACCAGCCAGUACUCUGUACUCUUCUGCUGUGAAUUCAUCUGCUCCGUUUGCUGAAGAAGUAGACCCCGAGCUGGCCCGGUAUCUGAACCGAAAUUACUGGGAGAAGAAACAGGAAGAAGUCAGGAAAAGUCCAACUCCUUCUGCUCCUGUGCCAGUGAGCGAACCUGUAGUGCAGGUGGCUGAGGUGCCUCCUGUGAGCAUGGUGAGCGUCAUGGAGCAGCAAUACCAGAAUGGGGAAUCGGAGGAGAAUCACGAGCAGUUCUUGAAGGCUUUGCAGAACGCAGUCACCACUUUUGUAAACCGGAUGAAGAGCAACCACAUGCGCGGCAGAAGUAUCACAAAUGAUUCCGCCGUUCUGUCGCUCUUCCAGUCUAUCAACAACAUGCACCCACAGCUCCUGGAGCUGCUCAACCAGCUGGAUGAGAGGCGACUGUACUAUGAAGGUCUGCAGGACAAGCUGGCCCAAAUCAGGGAUGCUCGCGGGGCGCUGAAUGCACUGAGGGAGGAGCACAGAGAAAAGCUGCGGCGAGCAGCAGAGGACGCAGAGCGACAGCGACAGAUUCAACUGGCACAGAAGCUAGAGAUUAUGAGACAGAAGAAACAGGAAUACUUGGAGAUGCAGCGUCAACUUGCCAUCCAGCGCCUGCAAGAACAAGAAAAGGAGCGACAAAUGAGGUUGGAGCAGCAGAAACAGACGAUCCAGAUGAGAGCCCAGAUGCCAGCGUUUCAGCUCCCCUAUGCACAGCUGCAGUCCCUGCCAUCAUCCGGUGGUGUCAUGUACCCACCCUCGGGCCCUAAUGCUUAUACCGGCACAUUCAGUCCUUCUGGGUCAGUGGAGGGGUCCCCUAUGCAUGGGGUAUACAUGAACCAAGCUGGACAGCCGACAUCUGCUCCAUACCCUGGCAUGCCGGUGCCUGGUACCGAUCCCAGCAUGGUAAAUGCAUACAUGUAUCCAGCCGGAUCUGCUCCAGCAGCUCAACAGGGCCAGCCUGUGCCAACCACCAACCCAGCAUAUACGUCUUACCAGCCCACCCCUACACAGCCCUACCAAAGCGUUCCCUCCCAGAGCCACCCUUCCAUGUCCCAGAAUCCUCCAGCCAGCGGGAUGACUUACAUGGGUGGACAGCCUGUACCCAUGGGUUAUCAGCCUUACAAUAUGCAGAACCUCAUGACGAAUCUCCCCGGACAAGACCCAGCGAUGAGCAGCAUGCCCUCCCAGCAGCCUUUCCACCCUGGACAGCAACCUAUGUACCAGCCUAUGCCAGUAGGUGCCGGCCAGCAGCAACCUCCACAGCAGCAGGCGGCGCACGGUCAGCAGGUGCAAGGCGGGAGCGAGGCCCAGUUGAUCUGCUUCGAUUGAUUCCAGAAGACACGCUAUUUGUUCACGUAACCUGUCUGUGCCGGCGAUUCCUACCGACCUGUGUAGCAUGCAUACUCUGCCAGUACUGCUGCAGUAAAACACUACAUUUCUGUAACUGCCAUUCUCUGUAUCUGCCUGCCAUCCAUGAUGCCGGAAAACCACCGCUCUCCACUAACAUUGCAAAAAACUCCUUGUAGCUUAUCCGUGUCUUAGAAUUGCUUUAUAUGGAGGCCAAGUCUUUUACCCUGCACUCUAACUGCACAUCAUUGUACCAGUGGCGGCUGAUGGGAAAGAUCUAAACUGUGCCGCUGUUUGCUUAAAGGAAUUGUCACAAUCCCUUUAAUAUGGUGUACAGGGACAAAGGGGGGAGACCUUCUCAUUCUGGAGGACCGCUGGCAUCCUUGAAUUGAACAGAUGGCUGCUGAUCCGUCAGUGACCGUUCUGUGAGGAAUCCUAGGAGAGGAGGUGCCAGGGAUCAGCUAGUUGGCAGCCCCUAAAAAUCAAGGCUAAUAAUUCUCUUCUUCUCCCAUGUAGAGACAGAAGACAUGCCAUUUUGUCUUACAUCUCAUGCUGCUCUCUUACUAUAGGACCACUGGAAAUGAGGAAUAUCUACUGGUAAAUGUAAAAAGCCUGUGCUCCCGCUCCCAAGGGGUUCUAUGAGUUUUAGUAUUGAUGACCUAUCCUCCGGAUGGGUCAUCAGUAUGUGAUCUGUGGGUUUCCAACACCUGUCACUCCUGCUGAUCAGCUGCCUGGAGGGGCUGUAGUACUAGGACCCCAACAGUGAGUGCACAGAGCCUAAGGUGAGAUGAUCAAUAUUAAAAUCCCAGACAGCCCCUUCCAAGGGAACCUGACACUAGACUUCAGGGCACUGGCAUGUCACUACACUGCUGGGGUUUAGCAUUCUAGACCGAUCCCGCUCAGCGCUGUGUCUAAAAAGAAGCCAUAAUCCAACAUCUGCUAUGUAAAUUACAGGAGAGGAGUCCAGCACACCGCACUUUGCUGCGCAUGCGCCAGAUACAUCUGGACUCUUCUCUGGUAACUUAACAGAGCACUGAAAUGGACACGUAUGACGGCAGUGUAAUGACAUGCUGGUGACUUGGAGCCCCGUAGUUGGCCUUGUUUUAGCAGUAGGAGAAGGGACCUGUGCUGCCUUCACCGGCGUGUCUGGGCUUUUAUGAUUGCGUGUGUGAAUCCGUCUCCUCGGCAUUUUGUGCUCAACUACAUGACGUUUUACUUUGAGGCGAGAUCAUGAAUUAAGAAAUAACUAGAAAGGCCAAAGUGUGUUCCACCGUUACUUAUUAAAGGCCUUGUGUUUGAGGGUCCAUUUUUGUUCUUUUCUAACACACCAGAAGGUUCGGGGCACGGAGCCUUUUGCGGCAGUGUAUGUCGGGAAGAUUAGCUGGGCACAGACUCAAAUAAACAAAGUAUAACAUAUAAGAUAUAUAUUGGCCCAAUGAAAGCCAGAAGGAGUGGAUAUGUGGGGCAUAUAUUAUCAAGUUCUUGCACUUGGAUGGGGCUAGGCUGCAAUGUCAGACACAGCCCAGUGGAGAGGGCCGCUGUUUCCUGCAAACAAUAAAAAUACAUUUGAAGCUCUGAUUAGAGAACAUUUUUCAUCUCAAGUCUCACUUACUAUAGAAGAUUGUGGCUCAUUUUGCUGCUUUUAUUAUGUUUUAAAUAAAAAUGUCGCUGCUUGGAAA
Molecule: messenger RNA, 4051 nt
Organism: Bufo bufo (common toad)
Lineage: Eukaryota; Metazoa; Chordata; Amphibia; Anura; Bufonidae
Gene: HGS
Product: hepatocyte growth factor-regulated tyrosine kinase substrate
Exons: 21
Coding region: 90-2354 (754 amino acids)
Molecular function (GO): phosphatidylinositol binding; ubiquitin binding; metal ion binding
Source: RefSeq, a predicted model, not a curated record